CACGGUUCACAUCCACGAGGUUUGGCCAGAAGGUGCUGGCAAUGGCUACAGCGACAUAUCCACCACCACCACCGUAUUAUAAGCUCUACAAAGAUUACUUGCAAGAUCCCAAAUCAGCUCCGGAGCCGCCCUCUCCGAUUUAAGGGACAUGCAUUUGUUAUGACUGAUGACAUUCUUCCGAGCUUGGAAGAUCAGGGAGUGCAUCAACUGUAUCCAAAAGGCCCAAACAUUGAUUUUAAGAAGGAACUGAGGUCACUUAACAGAGAAUUGCAGCUGCACAUUUUGGAGCUGGCUGAUAUUCUUGUAGAGAGACCAUCACAGUACGCGAGGAGAGUGGAAGAUAUAUCUCUUAUCUUCAAGAACUUGCAUCAUCUUCUCAACUCAUUGCGUCCCCAUCAAGCUAGGGCAACGUUAAUUCACAUUCUAGAACUUCAGAUACAACGUCGUAAACAAGCUGUGGAGGAUAUAAAGAAGAGGAGAGAAGAAGCACGAAGACUUCUCAAGGAGUCUAUUGGAACGUUGGAGGACACCGACGCAUCUUUUGUGCUAAAGUAAGGGCGUGUGCUCAUGUUCGUUCUGCCACCGAUUGAAGCCUCUUGGAGAGUUGCAUCUCAAUACCUUCAUCAUGCUUCAUGUAUUAGAAAAAUUAUA
This is a messenger RNA of Prunus dulcis (almond), 651 nucleotides long. RefSeq names its product mediator of RNA polymerase II transcription subunit 7b-like. Gene Ontology annotation, molecular function: transcription coregulator activity. The transcript is spliced from 6 exons. Gene Ontology annotation, cellular component: mediator complex; core mediator complex. The coding region runs from base 160 to 555 and encodes 131 amino acids. NCBI's taxonomy places the organism in Eukaryota, Viridiplantae, Streptophyta, Magnoliopsida, Rosales, Rosaceae. The record is from RefSeq and is a predicted model, not a curated record. Gene Ontology annotation, biological process: regulation of transcription by RNA polymerase II.